Messenger RNA from Tuber melanosporum (Perigord truffle), 2373 nucleotides. RefSeq lists its product as uncharacterized. NCBI's taxonomy places the organism in Eukaryota, Fungi, Ascomycota, Pezizomycetes, Pezizales, Tuberaceae. Gene Ontology annotation, molecular function: phosphatidylinositol-3-phosphate binding. Gene Ontology annotation, cellular component: endosome. The coding region runs from base 1 to 2154 and encodes 717 amino acids. The transcript is spliced from 7 exons. The record is from RefSeq and is a predicted model, not a curated record. Gene Ontology annotation, biological process: retrograde transport, endosome to Golgi; protein targeting to vacuole.
AUGUCGCUAUUUGGUGAUUCCCCCCCAGGUCGUUCUCGCUCUUCUCUCUUUGCGGAUGAAGAAUUCGAGUCCGCACCCGGUUCGCUGUUUGAUGACUCUGGCGCUGGUGCCUGGAACUCGGCUGGGCUUCCCACGGCCCGGCGCGGUGCUCCUACGGACAUUUCAAAGACGCUACUCACGAAAGAGAAUGCGAAUAUUCCCGAGAGAUACGAUUUCCUUUACGAGUCGUUUUCGGAUCAAUUUGGAAGCCCUGGAGGCGGGGUUGCCUUGGCUGGUGUGAAGCAGGUACUCAAGGAAGCUGAUGCCGAUGGGUAUGGCAUCGAGGACAGAAUUUUGAGCAUUUUGAUAAAAGGCGGAAAACAAAGCAUCGGUCGUGAGGAAUUUUACGUUUUGCUGGCGCUGGUUGGAUUGGAGCAGCAAGGUGAAGAAGUCACUAUCGACGGGGUGGACGACUCGAGGAAGAGUGAGUAUUAUCCCUUGCAGCCUGGCAGUAGGAAGGAAAGAAUAAAGUGCCAUGAUCUCCCUACCUCAACCACGCCCGUUAAAGUUGUCCAUCGCCAACAAUCCACUCCUAUAAGCACUGCUCCGACCCGCCCGAGAAACGCAGCCGGCAUAUUUGGCGCUGAAUCAGAUCCGUGGGGGAGUCCUGAGAUGCACGAAAACCAUGAUCACGUCAACCAACAGGACAAUCGGGUAGCUAUUAUAGAUAACAGUGGAAGCAACCGUCAGCCGACCCCUCCUACGGAGAGAAAUACUUUUGAAUAUACGCCAUCUGCCGAUGCAAGUCGGACAUCCGCUUCGUCUUGGGGGGUUUACGAUGCCCCUCAGAGACAAGACUCGCUUGGGGGGAGCACUUAUAACCAGUCUGCUGUUUUCGGGGAGUCGAACCCUGGAAGGGGACAGAGGCAUGGUUCGUUCGGUGGCCUGGGUGGAAAUAGUCUGAAUGGCUCUGCGCCUACUAUUACUGGGUCUGAUGGUGGUGGGUUGGGAAGGAUGAGGGUUCCAAGAGGUCCGGAGGAGGUUGUCACUGUGACUGUGCUGCCAGAGAAGGAGGGGAUGUUUAUGUUCCAGCAUCGUAAUUACCAAAUUGCAAGUGCGAGGAGACAGAGUAGGGUUGUUAGGCGAUAUAGUGACUUUGUUUGGUUAUUGGAUUGCCUUCAUAAACGGUUCCCGUUUCGGCAGCUACCUCUAUUGCCCCCUAAACGGUUGGCUGUUAAUGGGCACUAUCUCUCAGCCGAUGCGGCAUUCCUAGAGCGCCGUAGGAGAGGACUAUCCAGAUUUGCCAAUGCAAUUGUCCGUCACCCGGUCCUUUCGCAGGAGCAGCUUGUGAUUAUGUUUUUGACGGUUCCCACGGAGCUGUCCGUUUGGCGCAAGCAGGCCAACCUUUCGGUUCAGGAGGAGUUUUCUGGAAAGGCCCUUCCUCCUGGGCUUGAGGAGCGUCUACCACAAAACCUGGAGAACACAUUCGAUAUGGUUCGCAGUGGGCUGCGUAAGUCCUCCGAGAUUUACAUCCAGCUGUGCAAUCUUGUCGAACGUCUUGAGAAACGUCAGGAGGGCAUUGCAGCAGAUUACAUGAGGUUCUCUGGUGCUCUUCGGUCUCUGACCGACGUCUCCGAAGCUACUUAUGCCGUCGACACAAGCGAAAUCCCAUUACUUAAUGAUGGACUGACAGCAGUUGCUAAGCAUCUUUCGCAAUCACAAUCCCUUAUCGAAGAUGAGACAAAGGCCUGGGACCAAGGCGUCCUCGAGGACCUCAAGCGCCAACGCGACUGCCUCAUUAGCAUGCGCGAACUAUUCGAACGCAAGGACCGCUACGCUGUAGACAACAUCCCUCAACUCGAGCGGAGAAUCAAGCAGAAUGAGGCCAAACUCGAAAUGCUUCGCCACCGCACGGAACCCGGAAAGCCGGGAGAAGAGGAGAAGGUUCAAGAGAGCAUUAGUAGAGACAAGAAGAGCAUUGUCGACCAGCAUGCUAGAGGAGUCCUGAUCAAGGAAUGCAUUAGGGAUGAAUUGGUUUAUUUCCAGAAUAGUCAGUAUCAUGUUGCUAGAUUGCACCAAGACUGGAGUCAAGAGCGCGUGAAAUACGCUGAACUGCACGCAGAUAACUGGAGGUCGCUUUGUAAUGAAGCUGAGGGGAUGCCAUUGGGAGAAUAACUUUGUGCUAGCUUUUCACUUUAUUUUUAUAUUUCUCUUCUUUCUUUCCUCUCUUUCUUCUUGUACCUUUUUUCCUAUUCAUGUUUGCUUACAUGUUCGCGAAGUUCCUGCAUCUUAAUUCUCCUGAUGCGGUUUGUCUAGCUAGUACAAGAUUGCUAAAAGUUGAAGCGAAGGUCACAAUGUGAUAAUAUGAUAUUAUGGCAUGGUAUCUUUUUUUUG